Ylistrum balloti is the source of this 555-nucleotide messenger RNA. RefSeq names its product perlucin-like protein. The record is from RefSeq and is a predicted model, not a curated record. Gene Ontology annotation, molecular function: signaling receptor activity. The transcript has 7 exons. The coding region runs from base 1 to 531 and encodes 176 amino acids. NCBI's taxonomy places the organism in Eukaryota, Metazoa, Mollusca, Bivalvia, Pectinida, Pectinidae.
AUGGAAAGAGAAAUAGAGCAAAUUCUUCAAAUUCUUUCCUUUUUAUUAGGAUUAUCAUCCAAUAUGAUAAGAAGCCUAGUGACUUCGAUAUUUAUAUCGAUAUCAUUGAUUCAAGCAUGUCCAUCAGGAUGGAUAGGAUAUAAGGAACAUUGCUACUUCUUCAGUCUGAGAGCAGCAUCGUGGCCGGUCGCUGGGGGUUACUGCCGAAACUUCAACGCAAAACUUGCUGAACCAGUAGGAGCUGCCGAAGGUGCAUUCAUUGACGAAGCAGUGAAAAAGACACAUCCGAGAAUCGGGGAGUACUAUUUAGGAGGAGCUGACUUCUUCGUAGAAGGAGAUUGGAUCUGGGCUAGUACUAUGGAACCCAUCACUAAUGCCAACUGGUCUCCAGGGGAACCAAACGAUAAUGCAGGGACAGAGGAUUGUUUAGCUAUUGUACUGAAUGGUCUCUGGAACGAUGUGCCUUGUAAUAUAUCUCUUCCUUUCGUGUGUGAAAUAGAGAACGACAACAGUGAGGAAAUUAUCGGAUAAACCAUCCCUAAAUCAAAAUAUAAC